CUCUUUCCCACCAAACCGGCCACAAGGCGAGAAACGUUACUGACGUUGCGCGCUGUUCUUGCGUAACAAAACUAAGUUUCGAAAAAGUGUUUGGAGAUACUCCCGGCUCGAUCUUGCAACUCUGCACUCUCUCUGCAGCCGUCUAAUGUGUAUUGUUUGGUAGUUCUGAGAAUAUGUAAAAAAAUUUAGACACACUAGCGUAUGAACUAGCUUUUGCGGGCCAUAAAUGUAUCAAAACCCAAAUCUUUUUGCAUUCUUGUUUCUAUACAAAUAAUGUGUUCUCGCAUAGUUUCUUAAAUUUGUGAGUAAUUCGAAGAAUGUUGACAUGCAAUCUGGAAAUCUUCAAUUAACUCUGGCAAUACUCAAACCGCAUAUCCUCAAAUGUCCCUUUGCUCUUCAGAAAAUUCGUGAUAUCAUAUUAGACAAUAAUUUCAAGGUUGUCAGGUCGCGCAGGACACUAAUAACUCGUGAAGAGGCUGAGUUAUUUUACAAGGAACACAGAAACAAGUUUUUUUACAAUCGACUCUUGACUUUCAUGUGCAGCGAACCAUCUGACAUCCACAUUCUGACAGCACAUGAUGCUAUUCUCAAGUGGAGACAGUUGAUGGGCCCAACUAAGGUUUAUCAAGCACAAUACGAUGCACCAAAUACUAUUAGAGGAAUGUUUGGACUUUCUGAUACAAAAAAUGCUGCACAUGGAUCUGAUUCCAUACAAUCUGCAGAAAAAGAGAUAACAAUAUUUUUUAAAGAAUUUAAUAUGAAGAGCUGGUAUGAAAAUGAAGAGAUAUUUUUUAAGUUAGGAAAAUUGCAUUUUGAUCCAAUAUCCUUUAUGCACACUGUUGACAAAAGUUACAAAGAAUGAACAAAAUAAAAUGGAUUGCAGAAAUAAAGUACAUUUUUAGCAUUGUUAAACUAAAUAAAUAAAAUAUUUUAUUUAUUAUAUAUUAUUAUGUAGCAAUAUGAGAGAUAUGCUUUUGUAUCUACAGUUAUCGUGAAAAUCUAUAAUAGUGCUGUUUUGUACGGAAACACAGUAUAAAUGCGUGUUUAUAAUAUGUUUUUCAUAG
Molecule: messenger RNA, 1064 nt
Organism: Pseudomyrmex gracilis
Lineage: Eukaryota; Metazoa; Arthropoda; Insecta; Hymenoptera; Formicidae
Product: nucleoside diphosphate kinase 6-like
Exons: 3
Coding region: 326-862 (178 amino acids)
Biological process (GO): CTP biosynthetic process; UTP biosynthetic process; GTP biosynthetic process
Molecular function (GO): nucleoside diphosphate kinase activity
Source: RefSeq, a predicted model, not a curated record